CGUCGAUCAGCUAUCAGGCUGGGAAAGCGAAGGAUAAACGUAUCCUUGCGACCCCGUCGCAGUCUCAGCAUCCGUACGAUUUCGGGCCAAUAUCACACGGCGACAUCAGAUGAUAUUAAUUUUGUUACUCUCCAGCAUUUCAUUUUCAGUCCGAUCGACUCUUGCAUCGUGCUACGACCGGUCGCGGAAAUUCAUCUCGAGAAAAUCGUCCAACUUUACACUGAAUACAACCGAACACCAAGCCCGGAGUGUCCUGGUUCCGAAGGAAUCACACAUACGAACAGCACUGUGUGGGAACGGCGAGACGUGAGGUGCCACAAAAAGAAGGUCCUGAUAAAAAUAUACGUAACUGAAUUGAAGUGAUACUAUUAUCUACUUGAGAUUUCCAUAAAUUAAUUCGAUAUGUCUCAGAUGAUUACGAUCAGCCGGAGUACCAGUGGCGAAACCCGUUGGUAACCUUGACGAUGCUGAAAGGGAAAAUUGUUAAGCUUUUGAUAGAACGUGACUACAAAGUAGUGACUCGCGAAUCGAGUUUUGGGUGUAUCGACGAUUUGAAGUUAGUGUGAUUUGUGACUUAACAGGUGUUGUUACUAACGAAUUCCGAAAAGUUCUACCAACAUGGAUUAACACUCGUUCGUUCGAUUCUCCAAACCAACCAAAAAAAAAGGUCAAGGACUCUGAACUAGGAUACAGAUUUGUGCGACUAGUUUAACGAGACCGGACUUCAAGCUGUAUCUACCGUCGGAUUGUUGUGCACCGGUGAAUAGGGAACAUUCAUCGACGGGCGUCCACUAUAACCCGCUCGGCCCCAAGUUGGAUUUCAAAAACAGCUGUGCCGAUUCCGGCCCUGCUGGUAUUGGUGGUGGUGGUGGCGGUACAAGUGCAGGAAGUGCAGCCUCAUCAGGUGCCCAUUCGUCUUCCCUCGGACUUAGCCCGGCCAGUCCGGACUCCCAACAGUUCAACAUCUUUCCGGCAAUUUUUAGCCGCCAGCUGAACUUCACCGGAAGCACGUGUGGCACCAGUGGACAAGGCAAACUGAUGGAUGACCUACGGCCAAAUCUAGUUGGCGGUCUGUUAGGGCUGCAGCAAGGCCUACUUGAUGACCAUACACUCUCGCACAGCAAUCUGCAGCACAAUGCACAGGAUACGAAGUUCAUGUCACUACAGGACAAUAGACUCAUGGGGAUCGGAUCCCACGAGAAUCGCUUACUAGGAUUAUCGCAAGACAACCGAACACUCGGCGGUGGUCAGGGCUCGGCGGACAAACCGAUCCAACGGAAGUGCAGCAGUACACCGGAGGAUUUCAGUGCCCUGUACGGUGGAUUAGCGGGAACACCUAUUAGUGACCACCAUCACCAUCACACGCCUGCCCACACACCGCCGAAUCGGUUGUCCGACAAUUCAUCGGUGACAGCGGAAGGAGCUUUUAAAAAACUAAAACCCGAACCGAACGGUGGACUUUCGUCGGUGUCCGGUGGCAUCUCGUCGCCCGGAAGUGGAAUUUCGUCCCUGCCUCAGCAUGCCGGCCACACGCCCACAACGGCAUCCUGUCCGACGCCGGCGCGGAGGCGGCACCGGACCACAUUUACUCAGGAACAGUUAGCAGAACUAGAAGCGGCCUUUGCAAAAUCCCACUACCCCGAUAUCUACUGUAGAGAGGAACUAGCGCGAACGACAAAACUAAACGAAGCAAGGAUACAGGUCUGGUUUCAGAACCGCCGGGCUAAAUAUCGCAAGCAAGAAAAGCAAUUACAGAAAGCGCUCGCACCCUCGGUGAUACCGUCGUGCAAUGGCAUGAUGCGAAACAUACAAGGCUACAGCGUGUCCCGGGGUUAUCAACCGUAUCCCCAUCCAAACUCAAUCAAUCGAUAUCCGCAGGACCUCUUCCAGAUGGGUGCCUCCUCGUAUCCAGGAAUGACGCAACCUUUCUCGAUGACACACAGCUCCAACAUGGGCUCCGUGGGCGUUCGUCAGGAUUCAAUGGGAAUGUCUGCCGAGGACGAGUGGUACAACAAGAGUCUAUCUGCUCUCCGGAUGAACAGCUCGCAUCACCCGAACCUUUCCGCGCCGAUGCUGCAGUACCAGACAUAAUUAAUGUAGGAUCAACUAUAACCUUUUCCUGAUUGUUGAGCAACUAGUCUCCCCGGAAGCUCAGCCUUGCUUGCGCUAGUCAAUACAAAUUUCAAAUCAAAAACCCCUUUUUCAACACCAUUUAAUAUAUUUCGAACGCUUACUGCGACAAAAACAAAAAUUGUCGAAAUUUUGCUAGCCUACUCAUUCGCAAAUGUGUUUAAUUGAAUCGAUUCAGCAGAGCGCACUAAAAUGUUGUUCGUACGCUACCGAAGCGAUCCUUCUGCUGUGAACGUUUACUUGCUGGUAAUUACAUUGACAGCAACGAGCUAUUUUCGGGCAUAUUUUUGUUCUAUCCAUCCACAUCAUGAUGCAAAAACGAAUAAAUUUACCAGACCUUUUUUCAUUCUACCAGUUCAAUAAAGGCGCUAAUUUAUGCAUCUGAAAAUGUUAAACCCAACACGCUAAUUAAUAUUUGAAUAUUCUUCACAAGAAGAAUGGACAAAUAAGUAACAUAGUUGAAGAAAAACCUUGUACAUAUGUCUAAACAUGAGCUAUGGAAUACCGAACUCUCAUUUCCACGAAGAUGAAAAUUUAAAUCAAUCGAUUCGCUGUUUAGCUCGAAAACUAACACAUGGCACGAAAUCAAACCUUACCAGUAACGCAAAAUUGAAAGCCAUAAAUUUAAAUAUCUACUACCAAAAACAAAUGAGUGCGAACCGGUGAAGGUGAAGAAAAGACAAAAUCUUUUACCGGUCAGAAAGUGAAUUAAGUAAGCUAGCAUCUAAGGCAGAAGUAAAUACCAAAAAAGGAAAAAAACUAAACUACAUCUACGAGGAAAAGGAACCAUAUAUUAAACUUUGAACUAACGUAGCUAAAUUAUUUAAUUUAAAUACAUGAAAAAUGAACAAACAAAAUAAAAAAAAAUCUUAUAACGAGAGAUAAUGUAAACAGGUGAGAACCGUUAGUUGAUCUAUGCUACAGAAUAUGCUGUCACAUUUCUAGUCACUCAAAAAAAAAACAGUAACAACUAAAACCGAGCAUUGAUUGUACUUGUAAAUAUUCACCGAAACCAAUGCAUUAAACUA
Molecule: messenger RNA, 3158 nt
Organism: Malaya genurostris
Lineage: Eukaryota; Metazoa; Arthropoda; Insecta; Diptera; Culicidae
Product: homeobox protein unc-42
Exons: 6
Coding region: 1039-2091 (350 amino acids)
Biological process (GO): regulation of transcription by RNA polymerase II
Molecular function (GO): DNA-binding transcription factor activity, RNA polymerase II-specific; RNA polymerase II transcription regulatory region sequence-specific DNA binding
Source: RefSeq, a predicted model, not a curated record